Molecule: messenger RNA, 1045 nt
Organism: Siniperca chuatsi (mandarin fish)
Lineage: Eukaryota; Metazoa; Chordata; Actinopteri; Centrarchiformes; Sinipercidae
Product: complement C1q-like protein 2
Exons: 4
Coding region: 37-720 (227 amino acids)
Molecular function (GO): protein binding
Source: RefSeq, a predicted model, not a curated record
UUAAACAGUUCAACUGUGUAAAUUGCCAGUGUGAGAAUGAUGAUUGUGACUGUGAUUUUCCCACUGUUGCUGCUGGUCUACUCUGUCUCCAUGGAUCAGAGUAACACAAAGGCAGAAAAUGAAAUUCUCGCACAGCCUUUUCCGCAAGACAUCCAUGCUGUGCUGAGAGAGAUGACUGGCUCGUUGGUUCAACUGAGGGUGGAGAUGAGAUUCUUGCAAAGAGAGAAUCAAGCAAAUGCAGCAAAGCUGGAAGAGUUGGAGAGGCAAAAGACUGAACUUGACAAGCUGAAGCAACAGCUGCAAGUCAAACACGUGGCUUUCUCAGCCGCUCUGUUGGCUCAAGGCGAUGCAACUCUCGGACCCUUUCACACAUUUACUCCCUUGGUCUUCAAACAUGUUGUCUCAAACAUUGGAAAUGCCUACAACCCAAACACAGGUGUUUUCACUCCACCAGUGAGAGGAGCCUACCACUUCGAGUGGCACAUAGGUGCACAUGGAGAUGGGAACCAUCCUACAGGUGCUGUGUUGAUCAAGAACUCAGAGCACAUUUUUAUCGCAUAUGAGCAUCAGCCGACCCAUUAUGGGACUUCUUCUAACAGCGUUACACUGCUUCUAGAGGUCGGAGAUGUUGUGUUUUUGCGACUGUGGGUUAACACAAGGGUGUACGACAAUCAAAACCACCAUAACACCUUCAGUGGUCAUCUGCUUUUCACCAUGUAAGAUGAAAACUGUUACUCUUUUUCUUCAUCUCCAUGAAAUGCAUGCAGGUUUUUGUUGUAUUAAACUGAAACUGAAACUUAAUCUGAUUAUCUUGAAUCCCUGUAGCAAUGUAUAGUUCUCAUUUCCCUUUAUAUAAAAGCUAGAUGACAGAGCAAUGCAACUGCAACAACAUUUACACAAAUUAAAAUGUUCAGACAUUUUUCAUCUGUAUCUGGGUCGGGAUCUGCAUGAUAGAUAAUAAUCAUAUACAGGUUUUCCAAAUUUCAAAGUGAUUAAUGUUUCUGAUUCUCUUGUCAUUUGAAUUAAAGACUACAGACAUCAUCAA